AUGGCUUCUAACGAUACGUUUCUCAUCGGCAUUAUCGGUAGUGGUCCUAUCGGUCUUGAAUGUGGUUUGCGUGCGCUCCAAUACGGCUAUCGGUUUGUUAUCUUUGAAGCUGGCGACGAUAUCGCAAACAACGUACGUUCCUGGUCCCAUGUCCGAUUAUUUACACCGUUGAACAUGAAUAUGUCAUCACUGGGUCGGACUCAUGUGGAGCCGAACGAUGAUGAUAGUACAUACCUGACCGGCGACGAGUACAUCGAGCGCUAUCUACGUCCCAUCAGUCGCCACCUGCAACCAAAUAUACGACUACGUCAUAGAGUCAUUUCUGUCGGUCGCCAUGACAUCAACAGAUUCGUUAUUCUUGUAGAAAAUGGACAGAUCAAUCGUGAAGAAUACAUGUUGUUGGACUGCGUCAUCGAUGCGAGUGGUACGUACGGCUGCCCAAAUUUUGCCGGCCCUGGCAGGUUACCGGCCAUUAACGAACGAGCCUUGCGUAUGGCGGCGUCACCACUCAUCAGCUAUCGAGUGCCCAGUGAGCGCGAUGAACAUCUUGCAGGCAAACGAAUUCUUCUCAUAGGCAAAGGUUAUAGUGCGGCCACGUCUGCCGUUUUUCUAGAUUUACCUAUUACUUAUUUGCAUAGUUCAAAAGUUUCACCAUUACAACUCCUACUUGAUGAAGAGUUAUUGAUUUUUCAUUUGUGA
This is a messenger RNA of Adineta ricciae, 699 nucleotides long. NCBI's taxonomy places the organism in Eukaryota, Metazoa, Rotifera, Eurotatoria, Adinetida, Adinetidae. The record is from the annotation of a GenBank genome assembly.